This is a messenger RNA of Homalodisca vitripennis (glassy-winged sharpshooter), 2555 nucleotides long. Its product is annotated as radical S-adenosyl methionine domain-containing protein 2-like. The record is from RefSeq and is a predicted model, not a curated record. Gene Ontology annotation, cellular component: endoplasmic reticulum membrane; lipid droplet. Gene Ontology annotation, biological process: defense response to virus. Gene Ontology annotation, molecular function: catalytic activity; 4 iron, 4 sulfur cluster binding. NCBI's taxonomy places the organism in Eukaryota, Metazoa, Arthropoda, Insecta, Hemiptera, Cicadellidae. The transcript has 6 exons. Bases 111 to 1139 code for a protein of 342 amino acids.
CUGAAUCAGUCAACAUCAGAACUCAACGCCGAAGUGUUCAGUACGGUGAUAGUAGUGGAAGCGAUUGUUUGAGUUAGUGAAAAUUUAAUUGAAUAAUCUCUACAACUACAAUGAUUAUUUCAUACAGAUUUUUUAUUGGGAUCAUUUACUAUGUUAGUGGGUUUUUAAGCAGUUUGAUUAAGUAUUUAAAGUACAUUUUCCUUUCAAAUAGUUCAUGCAAAUUGCAGGGAAAUACGGUUUCAAAACACAAGAAGAUUAUUCCCAAAAGCGUAAAUUAUCAUUUCACAAGGCAAUGUAAUUAUCAAUGUGGAUUUUGCUUUCAUACAGCUCUUAAUUCCUAUGUUUUACCACUGGAUGAUGCAAAACGUGGAUUAAGAAUGUUAACAUCUUCAGGAAUGGAAAAGAUCAAUUUUUCUGGUGGUGAACCGUUCAUACAUGAGCGAGGAGAGUACUUAGGGCAUCUUGUACAGUUCUGCAAGCAAGACCUCCAGUUGCCCAGUGUGUCUAUAGUCAGCAAUGGUAGCCUUAUACGCGAGUCUUGGUUCAAAAAGUAUGGGGAGUACUUGGACAUACUGGCCAUAUCCUGUGAUUCCUUUGAUGAAGAUACCAACAAAGUGAUAGGCCGAGGCCAGGGACAAGGUGGUCGCAGUCACGUAGACAAACUGCGGAAGAUCCGGGACUGGUGCGACCAGUACAGAGUGGCCUUCAAGGUCAACACAGUCGUCAACACCUACAACAUCGAUGAAGACAUGUCGGAGAAUAUUGGGUGUCUGAAUCCCGUCAGAUGGAAGGUGUUCCAGUGCCUGCUGCUGGAAGGAGAGAACGUGGGUCCGACCGCACUGAGGAAUGCAGAACGCUUUUACAUCUCGGACGAGCAGUUCCAGACUUUCCUAGAACGGCACAGCCACGUCUCAUGUCUAGUGCCGGAAAGCAACACCAAGAUGCAAAACAGCUAUCUAAUUCUUGAUGAAUACAUGAGAUUCUUGGAUUGCCGCUCUGGGGCCAAGAAGCCUUCCUUGUCACUCCUAGAUGUAGGAGUAGCCAAUGCUCUUGACCAUUCCGGUUUUGAUGAGAAAAUGUUCAAGAAACGCGGAGGCGUCUACACCUGGAGCAAGAAGGAUCUCCUUCUCGACUGGUGAUUUUUAAAAGACUUUUCGUAGUUUUCUUUGACUUGACAAGGUUUUCUUGAGUUGAUUAUUUUGAACAGUAUUAUUAAUUGAUGAAACUAAAGUAGACCCAAUGGCUGCAGAAUCUAACGUACUGUAAUGUGUUACAUACUGUAAUUUAUCAAGUUAUGCCUUGCUUUUUGUUUUCAAACUAGCAGUUACCCGUGGCUUUGCACCAAAAAUUCAACAUCAGUCAAACAUUGACUACUUCCGUCAUCUACUUCCAGUCUGGUAUUUUUGGUGCUGGUAGUCUUUUGAGAGCAUUACACAAUUGUGUGUCAAUUUUCACCAUUCUAGGAAAUUGGAAAGUUGGAAAAAAAAAUAAAGCUCUCAGUUAUGGGUUCCCCAUUUAAGUGAAAAAUCUGUUGAACUCUGGGGAACUAAACAUAACAUCAAGCAGUUGCCCAAUGUUGGUUGUGCUGCAACAACUUUCAUACCAGCUAGAGUCCUCAGUGUCAGCCUUGAUAAACGCACAUUUCUUUUUGUGUAAUUUCUUCUUUCUAACACCACUCUUAGUAAUUUAGAAGCAAAAUCAUUCACUAUACAUAUACCAAUCAACCCAAAAAAUAAUUUCAGACAUCUAUCUGCCUAUUGUAUGUCAAUCGUGACCAGUGUUGCCAACUGUGGAAGUUCUUUCUCACAACUUUGCAGUUAGCCUUAUUUAAUUCAAAGAAAUUUAACAAGAUAACAAUUAUAAAUAGGUAUUGGGUCAGAUUUGGUUUGAAUAAACUGUUUUACAACCUAAAAUUAUAAUAUUGUUAGUUGGUUUUUUUAGCAGGGAAUAUAUUUGUAUUUUUCAAUAUUUUUCAAACAGGCUUAUCAGAUCACACAGGCCAACAAUGUCUUUUACACCUAGAAAGUAAAAUCCCACAAACAUCAGUGAGUGAACACAGAAGAAAUUUCAGUAAACAAAAUCUUCAAAAUCUUAAAACGGAGCUUAUGAAAGUAGACUGGAGCUGUGUGUAUAAUGAGCCUGAUGCUGAAGAAAUGUACAAUGCCUUUUACAGGAAUGUAAGGCUGAAUCUGGACUUAACUUGCCCAAAUAAGAAAUCAAGAACCAAAAAAAGAUCUAAGCAAAAUGGCAAGUACGAUGAAGAAGCCAGGAGAUUGAAAGAAAUUUUUCUCAGGGCCUUUCGGAAAUAUGAAGUAACUGGCAAUGCUGCAGAUAAGGCUGAAAUGAUCACUAAGAAAAAAGACUACGACCUCAAGCUUAGAAACCUUAAACGUACUGCAGCAACAGAAUACAUAAAUAAAUCCGACAAUAAAUCAAAAGCACUGUGGACCAUAAUAAACUCAGAGAAGCAGGCUAAAAAUCCAAGUGUAACACCUCUUCAAAUGGAAAUAAAUGGUACAUUUGAAAACAAUCCCUCGUUGAUUGCUGAAAACCUA